Morone saxatilis (striped sea-bass) is the source of this 653-nucleotide messenger RNA. RefSeq names its product placenta-specific gene 8 protein-like. Lineage: Eukaryota; Metazoa; Chordata; Actinopteri; Moronidae. The transcript is spliced from 5 exons. Bases 183 to 497 code for a protein of 104 amino acids. The record is from RefSeq and is a predicted model, not a curated record. Gene Ontology annotation, biological process: positive regulation of transcription by RNA polymerase II.
CUUUAAACCUUUAUAAAGACUCCGGCUUCAGUCCAGGAAAAGUCCUUCCACCGUCCUUCAACCCUCCAACCAUCUGAUCGCAGAAUAAGCCUUGGCCUCUUCGGAGUUGGGCUCGGGAAACGUGAUAAGAGCAAGACAUCGGUGACAAACUCUUUUCAUCCCACACAGAAUUAUCCCUCAUCAUGGCUGUGACCAACCAACCGUCAGGAUACCAGCCUUCUGAGUUCCAGACGGGCCUGUGUGAUUUCUGUGAUGACUGUGGAACUUGCUGCUACGGUCUGUGCUGCUACCCUUGCCUGGGCUGCUCCAUCGCCAGUGACAUGGACGAGUGCUGCCUGUGUGGACUGGGCAUGCCCAUCCGCAGCGUCUACAGGACCAAAUACAACAUCCAAGGCUCGCUGUGUAAUGACUUCAUGGUGACCUGGUGCUGUCCAGUCUGCUCCACCUGCCAGCUGAAGAGAGAUAUUGACCGCAGGAAGGAGCAAGGCAUUUUCUAAAUGUUCCCUGUGUAUGUCGAACUAAACAGGAAUCAAACCUUUUACACCGAGGGCUUGGCCGUGGAAAAGUAUAUUAUAUGGAUCCUGCUGGACUUCUGACCUGGAUACUAAAUGUUUUAAUGUUUUUAACGCUGUUGUAAUAAAAAUCUUUUCAUU